Molecule: messenger RNA, 423 nt
Organism: Histoplasma capsulatum G186AR
Lineage: Eukaryota; Fungi; Ascomycota; Eurotiomycetes; Onygenales; Ajellomycetaceae
Exons: 3
Coding region: 1-423 (140 amino acids)
Source: RefSeq, a predicted model, not a curated record
AUGGCAGAUGAUUCAGGGGACCCCGGGCAAUACUCUGAGGAGGUCAUUGAAUAUAAUAUCAAGUUGUGUGUUAGGGUUAUAACGCUGGCACGGGUUACAGCAGUGGCCAGCACCCACAAAGGUACAAGCAAGGCCUUUGGGGUGCUGAGAAGUCGCGCGGAUAAACAGUUGACGCUGCAUGCUGGAACUGGCAACAUACGGCUGUUGCUCUUGAAGUCCACGUCUUAUAUCUCCAGCAGAAGGCGGCUCCCGUGCGGCGACCCCGUAAAUGAGAUCCGUCGUGUGUCGACGUACAAAACGCAGUACUUGUUGACAUCAGCUUGCCCUUGCAAACUUGGAUCCAAGAAACAAUCGAAAAUAAAUAGUAUCCUCCGAGGGGUUUGUCAUAAAAGUCAGGUUCGUCAUCAACGGGGUAUCCGAUAA